AUGGAUAACGACAGGCUUUGGAAUCAGCGAUCUACUAUAGGCAGUAAGCGACCAAGUUCCACCCUAGCUCUCGAAGAUCGCGAGGUAAAAAAAUCCCGUACGCAGCCACGCGACAAUGAUGCAGGUGACAAUAUUCCAGACAAUGAGCCGCCAUUACCUGUCUACGAGGACUCAUAUUUCCAAACCCAAGAUCUCCGUUAUAGCCACGGGAAUCUGCUUGAAUAUGGUUCUGGAAGCCAGCUCAACAACUUGACCAGCGGUGAAAUCGAGAAUGUAUCCUUUGAUUCAGUAGAAAUGGGACAACAAAUGCCGACAAGUAUAUAUGACCCUAUGCCGUACAUUGACGAAGAGCAACCUAUAUUUCCUUUAGGGACGGCUCAGGUGCCUGAUUGGGCACAGUCGGAUUUGAUAUUAGCCACGGAGACCUGCGCCAGGAAUUUUCUAUCCCAACCACUCCUCAUUGACUCUUACUUUCCGCCUUCAGUCCAACUCGAUAUCUCUAUGGGCAAUACCCCAAUCUACGACGUCCCAACCCUAAGUAGAUAUUUCGAAGAAUCGCCUUCUUUCAUAGAGAUUAAUGGCCUUUGGGAUUCCCAAGGAAGUCACUUUCAAGGACAUGCGACCACACCAGACGUCCGCUCUGGAAUCGGCGCAUCCCAAGCCAAUGAACCUCUGUCACAAGACCAGGCCGAGUCACUCUUAACUGAAUCCGUGAAGGAUGUAUAUAGCGAUUACGAUACCUGUUUCGGCGUUGUGCUAGCAGUACCCACAUCUUCCUUUUCACAGAAGAAUACAGCUCACUCUGUACCUGUGAAUCUGAAGCCAUUUGGAGGUACUCUAAUGGUUUACGAGCAGGAUUCUGAUGCAUACGCGGGUAUCCUAAACAAUUGUCAGCUCGCAAAUGCACUUCGUCAAAUUCACCUUAAACUAGAUGCUACGCUCUUCAUCUCGGAGGAAAAGGACCUAGGAGGGAUAAAUAAACCUAAAAUGAAAAAGAAUGCCCCCGUCAAAGCAGCCCGAGAGUACAGCAUACGCAUUGUGAUCUAUGGCCUGGGGAGUAAUAAGGAAGCCGUCGGAGACCUUUUUUCAGAUGCUGGUUGCUUUCUACAGCAACCGUAUGCUACGGAAGUCAUACCUGGAGUUCCAUAUGACAACCCCCAUUACCUUGUUCGCCCUGGCGCUGAAAUGCCGAAACUUGAGAAUUUGAGCCUAGACACCGUGGAUGACAAUCCUACCCAUACAGAGAUAAGAGGCGAAAUGAGUAAAGGCCAUUUUCUACGAAUUAUUGAAUCCGCCGAAGCGGACGGUGGAGCAGUAACAGUGGUAAAUACGUCAUUAAGUCCACGACUUCGCACAAAACUUAUGGGACAUCAAAUUAUAGCGCUGGCGAUGAUGCAUGAGAAGGAAAGUGGCUAUAUUGAGGAGCCGACAUUUCCAUCGCUUUGGAGAAAGGAACUUGUUAAGAAUAGCAACAACGUGCAUUAUCGUCAUACAGUUACGGGGCGACUUGAGCCUAGACCUAUCCCAGCUAUGGGAGGAAUACUUGCUGAUGAUAUGGGCCUUGGAAAAACCCUAAGCGUGUUGGCGCUGAUCUGCUCCUCUUUGGAUCUUGAUUCUACGGUAAUGGAUCAAAAUCAGAAAACAACACACCGGGGAACACUUAUUGUUGCACCAAAGUCAACUAUAUACAGUUGGAUGGACCAGGCCUCAGAACACAUCCAUGAAGGACAGAUACGAAUAAAGGUAUAUCACGGCUCCGGUCGAGAGAGUCUUGCCAACCAAUUCUGCAACACUGAUGUUGUCGUCACCACAUAUGAAACGCUUCGCUCCGAGUGGGAAACCCCAGAAGGAACACGUCCUCUUUUCUCCUGGGGAUGGCUUCGAGUUAUUUUAGAUGAAGCCCACCACAUUCGCAAUCGCUCAAGAAAGGCUUUCCGGUCGGUUUGUGACCUCGUAGCCCGUUAUCGAUGGUGUUUGACAGGAACACCAAUUCACAACUCCCUCGACGACUAUGGCGCCUUGCUUAGCUUUAUACGCGUCUUUCCGUUUGUGCAAAAGUCCAAUUUCAUGACCUGGAUUAUUAAACCCGUGGAGGAGGGGAACAAGUUUGGAAUCGAGCGUUUCCGAGGACUUAUCCGAGCAACGUGUCUUAGGAGGACGAAACAGAAAACCUUAGAACUUCCCCCGCGUUUUGAAAGGGUGCACGAAGUUCAUCUUCAUCAGGAGGAUCAGGCUUUAUAUGACGUCUACAAGAAACUCUGCGUAGAAAAGGCUGCAGGUCAGGGGAAUCGAUUAGGGGAUGGCUCAUUACCCAAAGGCAAGGAAUACAACAUUUUAUCACUCAUAUUGUGCUUGCAGCGAAUCUGCGAUCACGGAGAGCAACUUCUGCCUGAUAAGGUAAUAGGGAAAGGAGUGGAGGUUUCGGGUUCUUUCUUGGAUUUGGAAAUGCAACAACUUUGCUCUGGUGGGUGCUCCCUCUGCGGGGGCCGAAUUGACGACGGCGUCUCUGGGACGGAGGACCAAGAUUCCAUAUGCAUCAAUUGUGCAACUUCAAAGGAGGGCCCGUCAAACCUGAGCAGAAAAGACAAAGCGGCUUACCGAUCAGGCAGUUCUGAAAGCUCUAGUUCAGCCAAAGUCUGUUAUCGACCCUCGGCUAAGGUACUGGCAUUGUUAGGGAAUCUAAAACAGGCGCAAGCAGAGGACAGCACCAGGCCGAGAAAGAGUGUAGUAUUUAGCUCCUGGGUCAAAAUGCUUGACUUGGUUCAGUGGGCAUUCCAUCAGGAGCAGAUAGACUUCCAACGCAUCGAUGGGCAUACCAGCCUAGAGGGACGCCGAAGAGCCCUGCAAGAGUUUAAUAGCAAUCCUGACUGCACAGUGAUGUUAGCUACUAUCGGUAGUUCUGCAGAAGGAGUUAAUCUCACAGUCGCCAGUGUAGUGCAUCUGCUAGAGCCUCAUUGGAACCCUAUGGUAGAAGCGCAAGCGGUUGAUCGGGUUCAUCGCAUAGGCCAGACGCAAGAGGUCACAGUUAUUCGAUAUAUCGUCCCCAACUCCGUAGAAACGUAUGUCCAAGAUGUGCAGAAGGAAAAAUUGCAAAUAAUUAAUCAGGCUAUGGAUACGAAUGGAAUAACGGAUGCCGAUCUAGAAUACAGAAGGUGGGAGAGAUUGAAAAAGAUGCUAGAAUAGAAGUACCUGCCACGCAAUGCAUACGGACUAAAAGAGGUGAAAGGAGAGGUUAUUGUGAUACAAGACUUG
This is a messenger RNA of Daldinia loculata, 3252 nucleotides long. Its product is annotated as SNF2 family N-terminal domain-containing protein. Lineage: Eukaryota; Fungi; Ascomycota; Sordariomycetes; Xylariales; Hypoxylaceae. The coding region runs from base 1 to 3183 and encodes 1060 amino acids. The transcript is spliced from 12 exons. The record is from RefSeq and is a predicted model, not a curated record. Gene Ontology annotation, molecular function: ATP binding; ATP-dependent chromatin remodeler activity.